CUUCGUCCUAGUGCAAAUAACAAAUUUAAGUUAUUGCUAAUUUCUGUGGAAAUUGAAAUACAUAUUGAACAAUUGCGUGGCCGAUUCUGCAUUUGUUUAAGUGUGUGGACACAAGGAGGGGAAAAAGUUAACAACAAAAUGUCUGAAAAUUAAAACCAAAAAAUAAUAUUUGUAUCAAUCAAUAUACUACACAAAAGAUAUAUAAAUUAUACAUAAAAAACGACCAUAUGCAGAAGUGACGCUAGUUUUUUUAAUGUUUGAUAUCGCUUAAUAUUCAAGAUGGCCAAAAUGCAGAAAAAUAAAGAUGUAUUUGAUAGCACUGAUUUUCCAGUGUUACUAUCAACAUUGUCAAUGAAAGAGGUCAUGGUUCUCGAAUUUCGAUUUGUCAACGUCAAUAAGUGGGAGAAUAUGGUAUCCUGCACGAAUCCACAAAAGAGGUUGUAUUCAUGUAAUGUUUGCCAAGUUUCUCAGUCCUCGGAGAAGAACUUGUUUAGUCAUCUUAUGGGCAAGAAACAUAUUCUGAAGAUGAACACAGUAAAACAAAUCCGUCUUCCCAAAGGAUAUGGAGAAACAAGUCAAAUUGAGAAAAGCCCAAUCGCACAAUUGACAACAGAACCUAAAAUAAUAGUCAAGACACCUUCUUCUAUAAAAAACACAAAAGCAGAAGUAGUUACUUCGAACAAUAUUUCAAUCUCCACUGUGCAGCAAAGUAAAAAAAAACAAGUUGCACCUAAUUUAAAUCAAAUUGUAACUAAGACAGUACCGAACAAAAUGGAAACAAAAGCAGAUGCCGAGACAAUAAUCACCAAGAAAAAUAUUGCACCUAAAAUUGAUUUGGUAUCGAAGCCAAAUAUCCCUGACGAAGCACCUAUACAAGAUUUGAUAUCAACACCUAAGACAACAGUUGAAGCACCUAAAAAUGAUUUGAUAUCAACACUCAAGACAACAGUUGAAGCAACUAAUAAGGAGUUAGUAUUAAAACCUAAAACAGAAGCACCAAAAAGUAGACUGGUAUCAAAGCCUAAGGUAGUUGUUGAAGCAUCCAAAAAAGAAUUAGUAUCAAAUCCAAAGACACCUGAGAUAUCCAAUGAUGCAAUUAAAACACCAAAUAAAAAUCAAGAGGCAAAUAAUUCAACGGCAACUAAUUCGAAAAACAAUACCAUGGUUAGCAGUAUCACUCCAACUUCAAAAUCUUUGACUUCUUCAGUGAACGAAAUAGAUGCAAAGUCGAAAACCUCCAAUUUACCAACAAAUGUUGCAGAGGAAUUAUCUGAUCAUUGCAAUGUGGAAAAAUUUCCGCAAAAAGAAACGAAAACUAAAACUAUUACAGUGAACUUGCUAAAACCUUCAUCGCACUCGAAUGUUGUGAUAAACCCUCUGUCAAAAGCAGCAGCAUCUGUGAGAAAAAUAUCCUGUGUUCCUAUAUCAAAGUUAAUUAGCCAAGCACCUCCGGAAGUUGAUAAAAUGACCGUUGACGUUGAUGAUGACGAUGUUGUCUCUGUACCAGAAUCUCCUUCAAAAGAAAUUGAAAUAAACAUUCGCAAAAAGGACAAAUCUAAUGAAAAUACCAACGUUAUAGAAAAGGUUGUCACAACUAGCGCAUCUGAUGGCACAAUUCCAGUAAGUCCCACUUUUGAAUCUUCAUCGCAUAUGACGGACGUCCUGGGACUAUUAGGUGUUGAGUACGUUUUAAAAAUUGUUAAAAGUAUAAGUGAUAAAGAUCCGAGAUUUCUAUGCACCUUAUGUAAUAUUACCACAGAUGAGUUAUCAAUGCACAAUCAUCUCCUUAGCAACACUCAUCGUUUAAAAUAUUGCGAAGAGCAUUUUCCUACAGCUAUCCGGCAGUACAAACAGUAUGUUUCCGAAGUGCCGGAGCAUCAAGUACACAAGAUAUUGACUCCUAUUUUAAAUAAACUAGCAAAAGCCAUUGAAACACAUCACGGUCGGGAGAACUCAUAUCUUUGUUAUGAGCGCUGGUUUACAAAGAACAAAAAAAGCCUAAUUUCAACCGCUUUCAAUCGCAGACAUGCAUCUGAAGCUCUUGGCCCAACAUUUAUCCAUGUUAUUGAUUCAACUGAAGUGGAUGUAUUAAUUGAAAACGCAACUCGGACAACCGAUCAGCCGGCCAAUAAUUUAAAUGUGGUUAAUAAAGUGGUUCCAUUUAAUCCCUUCAACGCUUCUAGUAAUAGGUAUUCAAAUCAUCAUGCUGUUAAUAAUUAUCGCCCAGCUGUACCAGUAAAUACCAACUAUUUGCACAACAUUGAAACCGUUGAUGAUGAAACACACAAACGAAUGGUUGAAAAUUUUUUAAGAGAUACGCGUCAUGCUCAACCUAACCGCCAUCGAAAUCCAUCUCGAAAAGUUUCCAAACGGGACCGAUCUAGAUCGAAUUCAACUGAUCGAAAGCGAAACCGGACAACGCCUGUAUUGAUAUCGCAAUGGAAUAUAGAGCGCAGAUCCAUAUCUCCUCUACGAGAUGGCGACAUUUGGCAGGCUUAUCGACAUAUGGUUGAUCAGAGUAUACGCGAGUUAAAUACAACGUUUGACCUAUAUAAAUCCGAUCCCGAACAACAUCCUAAUUAUAAGGAUGAGUGGCAAAAGUUUUGGAAGCGACGCAAAGAUGAACUUAUUGCUGCUGGCAUUAAUCACCGAUCUUACAAUUUUCAAAACGAAUGGAUUUUAUUUUUUAAUGCUCGUUUGGAAGAACUCUAUAAUCAAGAUGUGGAGAAUAUUAAAAUAAAGUGCCGAGAAAGACUGUGUUUGCCAAUGACCAAUACUGAAUUGGAAAACCCAAAAUACCAUGUUAACAUCUCUGAUGAUAUUUCGGAGCCCGAGAGCCCAAAGAAAACACAACAGAAAAAUGCCAACGAAAAUCCGACAAAACUUCAUGAGAGCUUGGAAGAGGUUAAUGUUAUUCACGUCCUUCGACUUCUGACUGCUCUGGAGAAUUAUUUGGGAAGUUUGGGUCCCAAUAUUACGGAAUUGUUGGCUAAAGCACUGCAGGUGUCUAAGGUACAUCCAAAUAAAAUCGAUCAAUUAAUUCUUACAAGCGAAAAUUGUGACAUCCUAGAAACGGCAAAGGAAAAAUUCACAGGUCUUAUAAUUUCAAAAAUUUUAGACUCUAACCAAGAGCGUGCUCUUAAAAAAGCAGUUAAUGACACCGAGUCCUUGCUUGCGUAUGCCUCCAAAAUUAGGGCACAACAUACCAGCAGAGACGUGGAUCCAGUAGGAAGUACGGCUGUAGAUCAGUUGAAAGCGAGCUCAUAUCAUGGAACAUCUCAGAAGUCAAACUCCAAUUCAUCCAACAAAGCAUUCGACAAAUCAGAUCUUGUUACCAAACUGGCUUCAUCGUUGAUCUCACAGGGCAAAACAAGUAUUAACCAAGAACAGCUUAAGCAAAUUAUUCAAGUUUAUUCUUUAAUUGAACAAAAAAAACAACAGGAGACACCUUCCACUACUCGGCCUGCCAGUAACUUGGUCAAUAAUUCAUCUUCAAAUUUGAUUUUCAAGCAAACUAAAGCCCCAAAUGAGAUGGAGUUCUCCGAAAGUACCAAUAAUAACUUUACUGCACAAAAUCGAAAUCAACAAUCGUAUAAUCCUAAUCACAACACCGCCGUUGAUCGUCGUACAUUUUCAAAUCAGAGACCAUUCAUGAACUCUAAUAUGACCAGCAAUUUAUAUAACAUGAAAACUAGUUCCAAUUACUUCUCUGCAAAUAUGGCUCGCAAUAAUAAUACAAAUUAUAAUCAAAAUACAAAUGAUAUGGACUACACCAGCAGCGGGCAGGAGCCGCAAUUCAACCAACACGAUGGCCAUCUAUUUGACAGUGCACAGUUUACAAGAAAUAGGAACCCGUCAUCCUCAUAUAUUGACAGAUCUUAUUCUUUUGGCCCGACUGAUGGUAACACUGGAGAGAAGCCUCCCUGGAUGCAAUGAUGUGCGAAUUGGUUUAGAUUUUAAUGCACUUAAUCUUAAACCUAAACAAAUAUACUUUGUAAUGAAUUCCGAUUUUUAUUUACUUAUGUUUAAAAAAUAUCUUUACUUACAUGCA
Molecule: messenger RNA, 4051 nt
Organism: Drosophila innubila
Lineage: Eukaryota; Metazoa; Arthropoda; Insecta; Diptera; Drosophilidae
Exons: 2
Coding region: 280-3936 (1218 amino acids)
Molecular function (GO): zinc ion binding; nucleic acid binding
Source: RefSeq, a predicted model, not a curated record